This is a messenger RNA of Hibiscus syriacus, 1893 nucleotides long. RefSeq names its product serine carboxypeptidase-like 42. The record is from RefSeq and is a predicted model, not a curated record. The coding region runs from base 132 to 1547 and encodes 471 amino acids. Gene Ontology annotation, biological process: proteolysis. Gene Ontology annotation, molecular function: serine-type carboxypeptidase activity. The transcript is spliced from 11 exons. NCBI's taxonomy places the organism in Eukaryota, Viridiplantae, Streptophyta, Magnoliopsida, Malvales, Malvaceae.
AUCUUUAUAGCAAGUUCCUAUAUGGAGCACAAUUCAGUCGCUUUUUCAUUUAUUAAAACUCUAUAGAAGCUACCUUUUUGUUAAAGCAAACCCAGAAUUCACGUGCUUCUUGGAAAAAAGGGUAUUUUGAGAUGGGCAGGUGGAACGAGUAUGGUGGGGUAUUUUUUAGUUUUGCAUUGGCGGCGGUGGUGAUGGGGGUGAAAGGGUAUCCGGCGGAGGAUCUGGUGGUGAAAUUACCGGGUCAGCCGCCGGUUGGGUUUAAGCAAUAUGCUGGGUACGUUGAUGUGGAUGUCAAAGCCGGGAGAAGCUUGUUCUAUUACUUCGUUGAAGCUGAGAAAGACCCUGCCAACAAGCCACUCACUCUCUGGCUCAAUGGAGGGCCAGGGUGUUCCUCCGUUGGUGGGGGUGCUUUUACUGAACUGGGUCCAUUUUAUCCUAGGGGCGAUGGCCGAAGCCUUCGGAGGAAUUUAAUGUCAUGGAAUAAAGUGUCAAAUCUCCUGUUUGUUGAGUCCCCUGUUGGUGUAGGAUGGUCUUACUCAAAUACCUCUUCAGAUUUAAUUCGUGGGGAUGCUUCCACUGCCAAGGAUAUGUAUAUUUUCAUGAUGAAAUGGUAUGAGAAGUUCCCAGAACUCAAGUCCAGAAAACUGUUUCUUACUGGAGAAAGUUAUGCAGGGCAUUACAUACCACAGUUGGCUGAAGUUCUACUGGACCAUAAUGCACAUUCAACUGGUUUUAAGUUUAACAUUGAAGGAGUUGCUAUUGGGAAUCCGCUUCUCAGACUUGACAGGGAUGUUCCGGCAACAUAUGAAUUCUUCUGGUCACAUGGGAUGAUUUCAGAUGAAAUCGGCCUUAUCAUCAUGAAUGAAUGUGAUUUCAAUGAUUAUACCUUUGACAGUCCUCAUAAUGUAUCCAGAUCCUGCAACAAGGCCAUAAGUGAAGCAAAUCGCAUUGUUGGUGAAUAUAUAAACAGUUAUGAUGUUAUCCUAGAUUUUUGUUAUCCAUCUAUAGUGGAACAAGAAUUGCGAUUGCGGAAAAUGGCCACUAAGAUAAGUAUUGGAGUUGAUGUGUGUAUGAACUUGGAGAGGCGUUUCUACCUCAACCUCCCUGAGGUUCAGAUGGCACUUCAUGCCAAUCGCACCAAAUUACCUUAUCCGUGGAGUAUGUGCAGUGGUCAAUUAAAGUACACUGACAUGGAUGGUGACAUAAACAUCCUUCCUAUUCUAAGAAAUAUCAUCCAAAAUGGCAUUCCUGUCUGGAUAUUCAGUGGGGAUCAAGAUUCCGUUGUGCCGUUGCUUGGGUCGAGAACACUGGUUCGUGAACUAGCUCAUGAUUUGAAGUUCAAGAUUACAGUCCCAUACGGAACAUGGUUUCACAAAUACCAGGUCGGAGGUUGGGUGACUGAAUAUGGAAAUUUGUUGACCUUUGCCACUGUGAGGGGGGCUGCACAUAUGGUACCAUUUGCACAACCAUCAAGAGCCUUGCAUCUAUUCAGUUCGUUCGUAAAUGGUCGACGACUACCGAAUACCACAAGAACUCCCCCUUUAUGAACCGCACACCGAACAGCAAGAGUGUGAUAGAGUUCCAAGUUAUUUGAUGUCUUAGAAUUGGCUCAUCUCUGAAAGGUAAUAAGGAAAUAAGGGUGUCUCCGUAAAAAGAAAAAAAAAAGGUAGCCGAGACAGACAGGAUCGUUUGAUUGUAGGACUAUAUCCUUCAUCUGAUUGAAAUGGAUGACCAGACUGUGAUUCACUUGAUGGAGACGAUAUGUUCUUGGUGUUUAGAUUGUGGAAAAUGUAAUUUGGUUAAUGAUUGUUUUGUAAAUUUUUGAAAUACAGUGGGGAGUGAAACAAGAUCCUUAAACUUUAGUGACCCAUUUGUAUAGUUUACCCAAAAUGA